GCAGUUAAUGGAGAAGCAAAAGCUGGUUGAGUUUGCAGAAGCCCUUCGCAGCAAGCUCAACUAUUUUGAUGAAUUGGAGAAUGUAAGAUUUCAUCCAAUUUUUAUUCUCCAAACAUGAAUGUUGGUAAUGCAAAUUUUCUUCCACUUCUCAAACGACUUGAUGAGUGCAUAUCGUAUGUUAUGAGCAAUCCUCAGUAUGCAGAAUCCAGCAUAUAUUUGCUUAAGUUUCGGCAGCUCCAGUCUCGAGCUCUGGGUAUGAUCCGAUCUCAUGUACUUUCUGUUCUUAAAAGGGCCUCCUCUCAGGUCCAGGCAACAAUCCGGAGUAGUGGUGGCAGCAAAGCAUCUGUAUCAGAGGGUGUAGAGGCAUCUGUAAUUUAUGUUCGCUUCAAGGCUGCUGCAAGUGAGCUUAAGCCAGUGUUGGAGGAAAUUGAAAGCCGGUCAUCUAGGAAAGAAUAUGCACAAGUACUUGCAGAAUGUCAUAAGCUGUAUUGUGAACAGAGGCUUUCUUUGGUCAAAGGCAUUGUACACCAGCGUAUAUCUGAAUUUUCCAAGAGAGAGGCUUUGCCAUCAUUGACUAGAUCAGGAUGUGCAUAUUUAAUGCAGGUCUGUCAACUUGAGCAUCAACUCUUUGGUCAUUUUUUCCCAUCAUCAUUGGAAGAUAUUUCGAGUUUGGCUCCAUUAAUAGAUCCCUUGUCUACAUAUUUGUACGAUACAUUGCGGCCAAAACUAAUCCAUGAAACAAAUGUUGAUCUUCUUUGUGAACUUGUUCAUAUUCUUAAAGUUGAAGUCUUAGGAGAACAGCUCAGUAGACAGACUGAAUCUCUGGCUGGUCUGUGUCCAACACUGCAAAGAAUUCUGGCAGACAUUCACGAGCGGUUAACUUUUCGUGCUCGAACUCAUAUUCGUGACGAGAUUGCAAAUUAUAUUCCAUUUGAUGAAGACUUGGAUUACCCUGCCAAGCUGGAGCAAUCUGCUGAGACAAAAUCAGAAACUACCACUGAUGAUGAAAGCUCCGAUGUAUUCAAGACUUGGUAUCCUCCGCUGGAGAAAACUCUCUCUUGUCUUUCAAAGUUGUAUCACUGUUUAGAGCCUGGGGUAUUCACUGGCUUAGCGCAGGAAGCAGUAGAAGUUUGCUCUGAUUCUAUCCAGAAAGCAAGUAAACUCAUUGCAAAGAGGUCAAGUCCAAUGGAUGGACAGCUUUUUCUUAUCAAGCAUCUUUUAAUCCUCAGGGAACAAAUUGCACCAUUUGAUAUAGAAUUUUCAGUCACACACAAAGAACUUGACUUCUCACAUUUGCUGGAGCACCUGAGGCGGAUCCUUAGAGGUCAAGCUUCACUAUUUGACUGGUCAAGAUCCACUUCAUUAGCAAGGACCUUAUCACCCCGAGUUCUGGAGAGCCAAAUAGAUGCCAAGAAGGAACUGGAGAAAAGCCUCAAAUCCACAUGUGAAGAGUUCAUUAUGGCGGUCACCAAGCUAGUUGUCGAUCCUAUGCUUUCAUUUGUGACCAAGGUGACUGCUGUUAAAGUUGCUUUAUCAUCCAAUAGUCAGAACCAGAAGGUAGAGUCGGUUAUGGCCAGACCACUCAAGGAUCAAGCUUUCGCUACUCCAGAGAAGGUGGCUGAGUUGGUUCAGAAGGUAAAUUUGGCUAUCCAGCAAGAGUUACCUGUAGUGAUGGCAAAAAUGAAACUUUAUCUGCAGAACCCGUCAACACGGACAAUACUUUUCAGACCAAUAAAGACAAACAUUGCGGAAGCUCAUGCUCAAGUACAGUCCAUACUUAAAGCAGAGUACUCACCUGAAGAACAAAAUAUCAUUAAUAUGGUUUCUAUACCGGAUCUGCAAGCACAACUUGACAAUUUCCUGUGUUGUAGAUCAGUAGAGAAGAACCUGAGUACUAGCAACUUGAUAAUGGGAACAGAGAAAGUAUUUUGUCAUAUAGGCCAAUUCUGAGGGAGCAAGGUCAUUGAGAAGGAGACAGUAUGUUGAGAAAUUCUGCUUGAAUUUAUUUCAGAGCCAAUAUCAAUUUAUUCUUUGGAAGCUGGAAUAUAUUGUAAUGUAAAUUGGACAACAAUAAUAAUUAAGCAUAUUUAGAACUUAUA
Molecule: messenger RNA, 2099 nt
Organism: Carica papaya (papaya)
Lineage: Eukaryota; Viridiplantae; Streptophyta; Magnoliopsida; Brassicales; Caricaceae
Source: RefSeq, a predicted model, not a curated record